AUGGAAAUUGAUCUGAACCUGGCAGUGGGUGAGGUGGAGAAAAAUGCAUGUAACAAUGGAGGAGAAUGUGACAAAUUGGGAGUAUCAAUCUAUAUGGAGCUAUGGCAUGCCUGUGCUGGCCCUCUCACAACCUUGCCCAAGAAAGGGAAUUUAGUGGUGUAUUUCCCUCAAGGCCAUUUGGAGCAAGUUGCUUCAAGGGAUAUGUCCAAUUUUGAUCUCCCUCCCCAGAUCUUUUGUAGGGUUCUUGAUGUACAACUACUUGCUAAUAGGGAAAAUGAUGAGGUUUAUACUCAGCUGACUCUACUCCCUCUACCAGAGCUAAUUGGAGCAAAAUUAGAUGACAAAGAGAUUGAAAGGAUAGGGGUCCAUGAAGAUGGGGAUGGAGUUACGCCAGCAAAAUCGACCUCCCACAUGUUCUGCAAGACUCUUACUGCUUCUGACACUAGUACGCAUGGUGGAUUUUCAGUUCCUCGUAGGGCUGCUGAAGAUUGUUUCCCACCUCUGGAUUAUAAAGAGCAAAGGCCCUCCCAGGAACUUAUAGCUAAAGACCUACAUGGCGUUGAAUGGAAAUUUCGUCACAUUUACAGAGGCCAGCCAAGGCGACAUUUGCUCACUACUGGAUGGAGUAUUUUCGUUAGCCAAAAGAAUCUUGUAUCGGGGGAUGCAGUUCUCUUUCUGAGGGGAGAAGGUGGAGAACUAAGGCUGGGAAUUAGAAGAGCUGCUCGGCCUAGAAAUGGGCUACCUGAUUCAGUUAUUAAAAAUCAGAGUACUUAUCCCAGUGCUCUUUCUUCAGUAGCUAAUGCUUUGUCAAGCAAGAACGCAUUCCAGGUGUUCUAUAGCCCAAGGGCAAGUCAUGCUGAUUUUAUAGUCCCAUAUCAAAAGUACGUGAAGAGCACUGCCAAUCAGUUACCUGUUGGGACAAGAUUCAAAAUGAAAUUUGAUUUGGAUGAUUCUUCGGAGAGAAGAUUCUGUGGAGUGGUGACUGGAGUUGGUGAUGUAGAUUCCUACAGAUGGCCAAACUCGAAAUGGAGAUGCUUGAUGGUUCAAUGGGACGAAGAUAUCAUGAGUAAUCAUCAGGAUCGAGUUUCUCCAUGGGACAUUGAUUUCUCAGUUCCUUUCCCUCACCUGAGCAUUCAUUCAUCUCCAAGAAUGAAGAAAUUGCGAUCAAGUCUGCCAGUGACCCCACAUGACAGCCAAAUCACAGGAGGGAAUUCCCUUUUGGACUUUGAGGAGUCUGUUAGAUCCUCUAAGGUCUUGCAAGGUCAAGAAAAUGUAGGUUUAGUAUCACCUCUCUAUAGACAUGAUAGGAUAAACCGUCAGCUGGAUUUUGAGAUUCAACCUGCAGCAUGUCAAAAUCCUGUAUCAACUGUCAAGGAAAAGCUUAAUUUUAGUGAGUCUGUGAAGAUCCAUGCACCUGCCACCUAUACGGGCUCUGUGGAAACAAAUUGGUUUCCAAAGGUCUUGCAAGGUCAAGAAAUUUGCUCAUUGAGAUCCCUAGCUGGGAAAACUGAUUUUAAUCUUGGUGCAUGGCCAAAACCUGAUUUUGGUCGUAAUGUUUACAACGUGUAUCAAACGCCCAGACCCAAUUUAUAUCCUUUAGCUUCUGAAGACGUUCAAAGAGAAAGCCGCGUGUUAAAUUCUAUUUCCAUCGGAAAUGCUGCUGCAGUUGAUAUAGGUAAGGUUCCAAAUCUCUCAAACCAGCCAAGGCCACUGGAGAAGUCUUCAACAUCUACCACUCCAGAGGAACAUUUCAUUAAUACAAGUGAGGCCAUCUUGAAGGGAAAGGCGCCCACCUUUAAACUAUUUGGGUCUUCUAUGACCGAGGAUAUUUCUACACUUAAUUCACUAGGUUCAAAUAAGAGGAGCUGCACAAAAGUUCACAAGCAAGGCAACUUGGUGGGGAGAGCCAUUGAUCUCUCAAGACUACAUGGCUAUGAUGACCUGCUGACUGAACUGGAGAGGUUAUUUAGCAUGGAAGGCCUCUUGCAGGAUCCUGAAAAAGGAUGGCGUAUAUUGUACACUGACAGUGAGAAUGACAUGAUGGUUGUUGGUGAUGAUCCUUGGCGUGAGUUCGUUGAAGUGGUGUCUAAGAUCCAUAUAUACACACAAGAGGAAGUGGAAAAGAUGACCAUUGGAAUGAUCAGUGAUGACACUCAAAGCUGUUUGGAAGAAAUGCCACCAGUAACAGACGUGUCAAAGUCAUCUUCUGUUGGCUAG
Fraxinus pennsylvanica is the source of this 2217-nucleotide messenger RNA. Lineage: Eukaryota; Viridiplantae; Streptophyta; Magnoliopsida; Lamiales; Oleaceae. The record is from the annotation of a GenBank genome assembly.